Anopheles cruzii is the source of this 1115-nucleotide messenger RNA. RefSeq names its product KRR1 small subunit processome component homolog (gene dbe). The transcript has a single exon. The coding region runs from base 1 to 1050 and encodes 349 amino acids. Gene Ontology annotation, molecular function: RNA binding. Gene Ontology annotation, cellular component: small-subunit processome; nucleolus. Lineage: Eukaryota; Metazoa; Arthropoda; Insecta; Diptera; Culicidae. The record is from RefSeq and is a predicted model, not a curated record.
AUGAGUGACUCGGAGUCGGACGCAGGAGAUCAGGCCGGAGAUGUGGCACACUUCAGUGGGCCAGUGGAAAAUGCGUGGCUGUUGAAAAUUCCCGAAUUCAAGCCCUCCGACAACCCGAACGGGCUGCUGGAAGAGAGUUCCUUCGCGUGUCUGUUUCCAAAGUACCGCGAAAAGUACGUCAAAGAAUGUUGGCCCCUGGUCGAGAAGGCACUUUCGGCGCACCACAUCAAAGCGGACCUAGAUUUGAUCGUCGGCAACAUGACGGUUCGGACGACGCGCAAAACCUGGGACCCGUUCAUUAUUCUGAAGGCACGCGAUCUGAUCAAACUGCUGUCCCGCUCGGUCCCGUACGAGCAGGCCGUCAAGGUGCUGGAGGACGAGAUAAGCUGCGAUAUUAUCAAAAUUAAGAACCUCGUGCGCAACAAGGACAAAUUCGUGAAGCGCCGCAGUCGACUGAUCGGCCCGAACGGUUGCACACUGAAGUCACUGGAGCUGCUAACGAACUGCUACGUGCUGGUGCAGGGGGCAACCGUGUCGGCGAUCGGGCCCUACAAAGGUCUCCAGUGCGUGCGGAAGGUGGUCGAGGAGACGAUGAAAAACAUUCAUCCCAUCUACAACAUCAAAGCGCUGAUGAUCAAGCGGGAACUGAUGAAGGACGAGAACUUGCGCGAGGAAAACUGGGAACGCUUUCUGCCCCGCUUCCAGUCGAAGAACACAUCGAAACGCGCCAAACCGAAAGUGGUCAAGAAGAAGGGCGAAUACACACCCUUCCCGCCGCCGCUGCUGGAGAGCAAGGUGGACAAACAGCUCGCCUCGGGCGAAUACUUCCUCACGGACGAGCAGAAGAGUGCCCGCAAGACGCAAGAACAGGCGGCCAAGGAAAAACGCAAUGUGUCGGCCCAGAAGCGGCGCCGUGAGCGAGACUUCGUGGCACCGGACGAACCAUCCCGCAAGGAACCGAAGGGUGGCCAGAAGACCGAAAAGAUUGACGUGAAAUCGCUGAAAGGCAAAAUAGCUCGAGCCAAUAAAAGGGCCGGGAAGACCAAGUGAGUGAUGAGCGCCCAGAGAGGUGUUUAGGAAAGUCCAACAAAGUUUAAUAAAUCAUUCAAUGUACA